AUGCGUCGACCGCCACCUCGAGCAAGGAUGGUCAAUAUGUCGAGCGUUGCCAGCAAUCAAUCCCUCAAGGUCGACGCUACCACCAUAGCGGGCCCCUUGGAGAGAUCGUCUUGGUUGUGCAUCGAACAGCAAGAGUGCAUCGAGGAGCCCCCGAGAGACGAACGCGACGACUUGGCCAACGCCGUGAAGAAAAACAAGUUUUUGCGAGUUGUGCUGGUGGCGAAGUUGGAGCACGACGAUGAUCUGCCAGUCGCGUCCUGGGAUGUGAAUAAGGGCUACAUGUAA
Molecule: messenger RNA, 285 nt
Organism: Aphanomyces astaci
Lineage: Eukaryota; Oomycota; Saprolegniomycetes; Saprolegniales; Verrucalvaceae
Exons: 2
Coding region: 1-285 (94 amino acids)
Source: RefSeq, a predicted model, not a curated record